UGGCUCCAGGCCGCCAUCUUGGCAAGAGGCGAAGCGGCGGCGGCUCCUGUCAGGGGGCAGUAGGUCCGGAGCGCCCAGUGCUCCCCUUCCCCUGACCCUAGCCCUGUCCCCAGUGGAGCCGGAGCGCGGGUGCGCACCCCCACCGCCCCCACCAUGGUGCUGUUGGCAGCAGCAGUCUGCACGAAAGCAGGAAAGGCUAUUGUUUCUCGACAGUUUGUGGAGAUGACCCGAACUCGAAUUGAGGGCUUGUUAGCAGCUUUUCCAAAGCUUAUGAACACUGGAAAACAACAUACCUUUGUUGAAACAGAGAGCGUAAGAUAUGUCUACCAGCCUAUGGAGAAACUGUACAUGGUACUGAUCACUACCAAAAACAGCAACAUCUUAGAAGAUCUAGAGACCCUGAGGCUCUUCUCAAGAGUGAUCCCUGAAUAUUGCCGAGCCUUAGAAGAGAAUGAAAUAUCUGAGCACUGUUUUGAUUUGAUUUUUGCUUUUGAUGAAAUUGUCGCUCUGGGAUACCGGGAGAAUGUUAACCUGGCACAGAUCAGAACUUUCACAGAAAUGGAUUCUCACGAGGAGAAGGUGUUCAGAGCAGUCAGAGAGACUCAAGAACGUGAAGCCAAGGCUGAGAUGCGGCGUAAAGCAAAGGAAUUACAGCAGGCCCGAAGAGAUGCAGAGAGACAAGGCAAAAAAGCACCAGGAUUUGGGGGAUUUGGGAGCUCCGCAGUAUCUGGAGGCAGCACAGCUGCCAUGAUCACAGAGACCAUCAUUGAAACUGAUAAACCAAAAGUGGCACCUGCACCAGCCAGACCUUCAGGCCCCAGCAAGGCUUUGAAACUUGGAGCCAAAGGAAAGGAAGUAGAUAACUUUGUGGACAAAUUGAAAUCUGAAGGUGAAACUAUCGUGUCCUCCAAUAUGGGCAAGCGUACCUCUGAAGCAACCAAGGUGCAUGCUCCACCCAUUAAUAUGGAAAGUGUGCACAUGAAGAUUGAAGAAAAGAUCACGUUAACCUGUGGACGAGAUGGAGGGUUACAGAAUAUGGAGUUGCAUGGCAUGAUCAUGCUUAGGAUCUCAGAUGAUAAAUUUGGCCGAAUUCGUCUCCAUGUGGAAAAUGACGAUAAGAAAGGGGUGCAAUUACAGACUCAUCCAAAUGUGGAUAAAAAACUUUUCACUGCAGAAUCUCUGAUUGGCUUGAAGAAUCCAGAGAAGUCAUUUCCAGUCAACAGUGACGUAGGGGUGCUGAAGUGGAGACUACAGACCACAGAGGAAUCUUUCAUUCCACUGACGAUUAAUUGCUGGCCCUCAGAGAGUGGAAAUGGCUGUGAUGUCAACAUAGAAUAUGAGCUACAAGAAGAAAAUUUAGAACUGAAUGAUGUGGUUAUCACCAUCCCACUCCCAUCUGGUGUCGGCGCACCGGUGAUUGGUGAAAUCGACGGCGAGUAUCGCCAUGACAGUCGACGAAAUACCUUGGAGUGGUGCCUGCCAGUGAUUGAUGCCAAAAAUAAGAGUGGCAGCCUUGAGUUCAGCAUUGCUGGGCAGCCCAACGAUUUCUUCCCUGUUCAAGUCUCCUUCAUCUCCAAAAAAAAUUACUGUAACAUACAGGUUACCAAAGUGACCCAGGUAGAUGGAAACAGCCCCGUAAGGUUUUCCACAGAGACCACUUUCCUAGUGGAUAAGUAUGAAAUCCUGUAGUACCAAGAAGAGGGAAAUGAAAAGGAACAGUUGCAGAUUAAUAAAGAAGAAGCCAACAGUGGCUGAAGAGUUUUUUCCAAAUCAACAAGCCAUUGGAGACCCUUUUUUUCUGAUACAGUGCACGAUUCUCUGCGCGCAAGGACCCUCAACUCAUCCUCAGUGUUUCCGUGUCACAGAGACAUUCUUUGGCAAAGAAAUGACACAAACAUAAAGGGAAAGGCUGCUAUUUCUUUGGCAGAUUUUACUGGCCAGCAGGAAAGCAAGCUUUCCAGAGAAUGCCCCCAGUAAACACCUUCUUCUCUGCCUUUGACUAAGUUGCUCCUUUAUUUUAAUCCCUAAAUAUAGUUAUAUUUCAUACUUAAUUUGUUUUUAAAACGUUUUCUGUGAAGAUUUUAAUCUUUCAUACUCCAAACUUCAGUUUUUUUCUUUCUAUACAUUCAGUCAAGCACUGGGAUCAUCUGUAUAUAGGCAUUAUAUUUGUUUGGCACUCCUGGAACAAAUUGAUCUAAUCCAUUCUUGAUUUUUGGAUCAUACAGGUGACUGCUUAAGGGGUGUGGGGUCUAGAAGUUAAAAGAUAAGAAUGUCUUAUGUCUUUUUCCUAUAUCCAUUCAUCCCUCCACUCCUUUGCCAAGUCGUUUUCCUUUCAGGCCUGUCCCUCCAGUUUACAACAGUACUGUGAAUCCCACUUGUGUCAUUAUUAAAGACAGCUGAGAAGCAGCUUUUAAAUGGCACGGUCCCCACAUCAGAGGAGAAUGGUUAUGUCCAGUUAGGGGUUUCACAUCACAGGUAAUCAUGUCUGCUGCUAGUGCUACCCAAGCUUCCAUUUCUCCACAUUUUGGGUACUUCAGCUAAAACAUAAUGACUCACAGGCUUUGUAAUCCAUUCACAUUCCUCAAAUUCAUCAUCUCUCCCUUCCUGGCUGUUCUCUCUGUCAUCAGUCCUUUCCUUUCCAGCAGAGACAAGGUUAUGAUUUUUGAGGCUGUGGGUUCAGUGAGUCUUUGUGCCAGUCUCAUUGAUCCUAAACUAUCAAGGAGACUCCAUUUCCACCACUAGAUUUUUAGCAUCUCAAGAGGCAGCUGGUUAUAUUGGUGCAUAGGGAUUGCUGAUACAUACUUCAUUUCCUUCUAGCCUGCCAACAUUUUUUCACCAGCCUAUCUGUGCCUGUCUCUGAAAUCCUUCCUUUUCUUCCUCUAAGGCUUUUCUAUUGAGUGUCAUCAUGUAGUGGUUGUUUCUCAGCCUCAUCUCAUCCAUUACUUUUUCAAUGGGGAAGACUACAUCAGCCAGCCCAGCAUUGGCUUUUAACCCUGUAGGGUUGGUGGAGUUGCUGCCAGGCUGCAGCCACUAGCAGAGGGAAGACGCAGAUGACUGGAGGUGACCUGUGCUUUCAGCUGGUUGGAGAGUGCUGCUGCCACUCUAAACAGCAUCUGGCCUUGCCUGCAAAGAGUGUACUGUAUUUGAAGCAAAGCAGUCACACACAGACGGCCAUGGUGGAACUGUUUGCCAAAGGAAUUGCCAGCCUUUCCCUUUCCCUUAACUGCAUCAGGGAAGGAUUCUUAUCUCAAGCUUGGUUUCCACACGAGGUUUUUUUUGAGGAAGGGGACUGGGACAAGAAAUCUGUCAUGUAGUCAAGUAGGCAAGAAAUCGUAUUAAUCCAGUUUUGUUUGAGAGUUGCUUGUCCAUAUGAUUUUUUAAAAGUCAAGUUUAGUUUCACAAAAACUUUUUUUUCUGAAGUUACUUUUGGGGUAAUAUUUAAAAUGAGAGACGUUUUGUAACCCUGUAAAAUACAUAGGGAAUAUAACAUUCCAGUGUACACGAAGAAGGCAAAUUCUUUAAUCAAAUAAAGAGUAUUAUAAAAUGAA
Molecule: messenger RNA, 3548 nt
Organism: Equus quagga
Lineage: Eukaryota; Metazoa; Chordata; Mammalia; Perissodactyla; Equidae
Gene: ARCN1
Product: archain 1
Exons: 10
Coding region: 154-1689 (511 amino acids)
Biological process (GO): Golgi localization; endoplasmic reticulum to Golgi vesicle-mediated transport; retrograde vesicle-mediated transport, Golgi to endoplasmic reticulum
Cellular component (GO): COPI vesicle coat; cytosol
Source: RefSeq, a predicted model, not a curated record